AUGUCCCACCGUGCGUCGUACGGGCCCCUUCCUCUCGACGACGUUAGCCCUACCCCCACGCACACAAUGCACUCCCGAAGUAGCUCGAUGACCGCGUCCACGCUCGCCCCUUCGCCCAAUGCUCAAUCUACGUUCGGUGAUGGCCCGGCCAAGGUGCGCCGCGCGGCGACGAUGAGUUCCGCCGUUGCGUCCAUCCCGACACCUGGGACGGUGCAGGAGCGUCCGCCGCGAUAUGAGCCGCUGUUUAUGAACCUAUGGCUUGUCAUACCCGGCUGCGUGCUGCUCAUUGCCCUCGGCAUCGGGCUCGAGAUAGCUUUGGGCAUUUCACAGGAUCGUCAAGGGUUCAAUGUGCCAGAGAAGAACGUCUUUUCCUUUGCUUCGACCCAGUUUCUCACUGCGUUCUUCCCUUCCCUGCUUGUGAUCCCACUAGCGUUUCUUGUGCGGUCAUUCGACAGCCAACUGCUGGCAUGGCAGCCGUACAUGGUUCUUGACCGAGGUAACGCGCGACCACAAGAGUCGAUCUUGUUAAGUUAUAGCAAUCUUGAUCGCAUCAGCGUCGUCUUCUCCGCCUUUAUCUAUGGCCAUAAGUUAUUAUUGGUGUCUACAAUCACCGUUAUUCUGUCUUUGAGCUUCCAACCACUCGCGGGUUCUCUGUUCUCUGUACAACAGAAACCGUACACCACAUCGUCUUCCGUCACGAGCAACAGAUUCAUUGGUUUGAACCCUGAUGCUAGCGACCUUACUGCCUUCGCUUCUGCUGCUGGGUUUGUCUCUGCCGCUGUCAGCAACAUCCUUGUUGACCCGCCCUUCAUCUUCAACGGCUGGGCGUCGGCCGAGUUCACUUUCCAAACCAAUACAUACCUGAACGGCAGCAUGGCCGUGAACACUUCUGGCGUCCAAACCAACCCCACCUGUUCCAAUCCGACCCAACUCAGCCUCGAUACGUCGGGGACCCAAUACACUCUCACAGCGACCUCCAGCAAAGGAUGCACACUCGGUCCCGCGACAUUUGAUCCGAACUCUGCCAAUGCGUUGUACGGCGUCACCCCCAUAGCGAACUGCACAGAGGAUCUUCAGACGGAUCGCGAGUUCAUGCCCGUUUUCUUUUGGUUCUACCAGAAUCAACAGGCAGCGGGCGUGUUCUGUGCGCCAACGUUGCAGCUUUUCAAUGUCACUGCGCAUGCGUCGCUACAGAACGGGACCCUUACGAAAGUGGAUGAGCAUAGCGACUUUGCCAGACCGAACAAUGUGACCGGCGAGAUCCUGCACGGACCUGUUCGGGCUUUCAACGGUUUGUUCUUCAAUGUCAGUCAAGACGCAAACGUCCAGGCUCGAGCGACGACGAUCGCAAGCACGAUCCCGAAUGCCAUCUUCCACCAAGCCCAACAGAACACCUCUGGUGUCCAGGCCGUAUUUGAGGACCCGAAUGGAUUCUUGAACAUCACGACGAAGCUCUACACGAAGUACCUUGCUCUCGCCGCGACAUCUGUUUACUUCACUCCAACGAACGCGGAACUACCGAGCACGACCACGCGACUUGUGGAUAGGCUCGUCAUCGAAGCAUUGCCAGCACAUGCCCUUUCAGUCAUAGCCAUCAUCUGCGGCCUUAUCUGCAUCGCGGUGCAUCUCUAUCACCACCGCGCCCGCCGCAACGUUUAUCUCCCCCACCAUCCCGGAGACAUCGCAUCGGCUGUGGCAAUGACCGCGCACUCGGGCUUCGGCGAGCUUCUCUACCCAUAUGACAACGACUCUACGAUUGCCGGAAAGCUCGACGGCCUGCGUUUCCGCCUCGACAGACGGACAAGCGCUAUCGUGGUGGAAAGCGACUCGAGCGAUCCGGAGGCGCGCUCGGCGUUCAUGACCGAGAAGCUUCAAUAUGAUCGCGAGGAGGGUGGCAAGUCGAUGUUCUCGAGAGGGGAUAGCUUUAGGACUGUGACCACUCUUGGUGCUAUCAGGGAGGAUAGCGUGGGCUGGGUACCGCAGACCAUCGGGAGUGCACGUUUGCCGCCGGGGGCUCUGCAGCCGGGAACGGGUGAGAUGACGCCGCCGCCGAGUCGAGGGCAGGAGAACGCGCCGCUAUUGUAG
Peniophora sp. CBMAI 1063 is the source of this 2085-nucleotide messenger RNA. NCBI's taxonomy places the organism in Eukaryota, Fungi, Basidiomycota, Agaricomycetes, Russulales, Peniophoraceae. The record is from the annotation of a GenBank genome assembly.